CUGUGUCCUUUACCUUAAUCAUGGCUAUGUCUCCAUCUUUGCUGCCUUUGGCCAUUUUCAUGAUGUUCUUCGUACAAGUCAUGGCAGGUGGCAUUGACCAAAAUUGGUAUGAUGCUCGUGCAACCUUCUAUGGUGAUGCAGCCGGUGGUGAAACCAUGCAGGGUGCUUGUGGUUAUGGUGAUCUCUUCAAACAAGGAUAUGGGCUUGAAACUGCAGCAUUAAGCACAGCUCUAUUCAAUAAUGGAUUUACUUGUGGUGCAUGUUUUCAGAUAACAUGUGUCAACGACCCUCAAUGGUGCAUAAAAGGUGCAGCUCCAAUCACAGUGACCGCAACAAACUUUUGUCCUCCAAAUUAUACCAAAAUCGUAGAUGUUUGGUGUAACCCUCCACAAAAACACUUUGAUUUGAGUUAUAAAAUGUUCACAUCUAUAGCUCAAUACAAAGCUGGUGUGAUCCCGGUUAAAUAUCGACGUGUUCCAUGUAUCAAAAAGGGCGGUGUUAGGUUUGAACUCAAAGGAAACCCUAGUUUUUUACUUGUUUUGGUGUAUAAUGUUGCUAAUGCUGGUGAUGUUACUAAUAUGAGUAUUAAAGGAUCUAAGACUGGUUGGCUUACCAUGCGACAUAACUGGGGACAAAAUUGGCAUAUCAACUAUCAAAAUUUAGUAGGGCAAAGCUUGUCAUUUAUCAUUACUACAAGUGAUGGAAAAACUUCUCAGUUUGAUUCUGUUGCUCCUUUUAAUUGGCAAUUUGGACAGACUUUUGAAGGCAAGCAAAAUUUUUAGACUUUGAAAUUUUUGUUAGAAAUAUAUCUGGUUAGAAAAUUAUGUUAGGCUUGUCAUGUAGUAUCAUUUCCUGUAUUUUUGAUCAAUGACCGCAUUUGAGAUGA
This is a messenger RNA of Lathyrus oleraceus (garden pea), 886 nucleotides long. RefSeq names its product expansin-A23. Gene Ontology annotation, cellular component: extracellular region. The record is from RefSeq and is a predicted model, not a curated record. NCBI's taxonomy places the organism in Eukaryota, Viridiplantae, Streptophyta, Magnoliopsida, Fabales, Fabaceae. Bases 21 to 782 code for a protein of 253 amino acids. The transcript has 2 exons. Gene Ontology annotation, biological process: plant-type cell wall organization.